AUGGCGCUGCAUGAGCAAAAUGAGGUGUUUAUUUUCAGCCUCUGCACAGUGGUCACACCAGCCCACAUGGGGCAUUUUUCACACUACAUGUACAGCACUGUCUACGCUCCGCAGCCUCCACCCACAGCCCGAGCAGAUGAUGGCGUACCAGGCGCCGCGGAUGAUGCAAAACCUAUUUUGGACUUGUAG
Molecule: messenger RNA, 189 nt
Organism: Xyrichtys novacula (pearly razorfish)
Lineage: Eukaryota; Metazoa; Chordata; Actinopteri; Labriformes; Labridae
Source: the annotation of a GenBank genome assembly